Caenorhabditis angaria is the source of this 689-nucleotide messenger RNA. Lineage: Eukaryota; Metazoa; Nematoda; Chromadorea; Rhabditida; Rhabditidae. The record is from the annotation of a GenBank genome assembly.
AUGAAUAAUGAUGAUACGAGCAAUGGUGGUUUUAUGGUGAGUUAACAUUUUUGAAUUUUUUUAACCUAACCGUUCAAUUUCAGUGCAUAUUUCACGCCCUUUCAAGUGGUAUGAUAGCUUUAGGAUUUGCAGCUUCAAUUCAGGCAAAUCGGCAAGUUGUGUAAUCUCUAAUAUGAGCAAUCUUUAUAUUUUUCAGAGAAUAUCGAAUAAAUUUUGAAAGUGUUCACAGCACUUCCUACAGCUAUAAAAUAUGCUCGAUGAUCAAUUUAAUUCCAUGUAUAUUCGCAAUCGGAUUUAUCGGAAAUCUCGCCGCAAUUUUCCGCAAACCCUUCUACUAUAUAUUUCUUCUAACUUGUUGUGCAUACACAUUUCUCAUCUCAACAAUUUCCAGUGUACAAAUAGCCGAAGAACUCGCUACAAUCGAAAGCGUUGGAGGGAAAUAUAAAAACUUGAAGAAUUUGGAUUGGUUUACCGAGUUGCCAGACGUUUUAUAUUUAAAUUGUGUGAUUAUAUUUGCUGAAUGUUCAACAAGUUUGGGAUUGGUUGGAAUGACUGGAUAUAUUUUUGUGAUGAAGAUUUUUAAAAAGAAGAAAAAGGAGGGAGAAAGAACUGAAGUAAUUCAAUAUGAAAAGGAUGUUACGCAAAGUGAAGAAACUCGUGAGAAAGUAGAUGAAACUUAUCAUCAUUAA